ACUAUUCUUUCUUUAGAGAGCUCGAAGGGUUUUUAUUAGCUCAGAUACAUAUAACAUCUCCAUUAUCGGUCAACACAUUUUGUGUGAACACAAAACAGAGUCGGCCAGUGGGCAUCUUUGGUAUCUCACCCAAAAAAAUAAAUAAAUAAAGGAAAUCAAAUUCAUUUUUAUGUUUUUCAUGAAAAAAAAAAUUAUAAUUAUCCAAAGGUGGUGCGUAUCUCUCUAUCUAUCUUUUGCAGAGAGAGACUGCUUCUUUGGCGGCUACUAGAAAGCAAAAUUUGAAUUUUCAAUCGGUUUAUAUAACCGUCGUUUGAUAGAAACCUCAAAAGGGUUGUGAUAAUUCGGCACAAAAUCAUCUGGGUCGGUCUUAGUUUGUCAGAUUUCUGGCGAGAUUGAGUUGGGUAUAUGUGCCUGACAAAGGUGGCGAACCCACGAGACUCCGGCGAGUAUGUCAGGUUCCCGACGACUGACACCGCCGAUGACGGAGGAGCUGACCACCCGAUUCUGUCGUCGGCUGCGGUGGCGAGAGAGAGGUCGGUGAUGGUGACGGCCUUGACAAAUGUUGUGUCAGGUGGUCAGAGGUUGGGUGACGGCGGCGGAGAGUGGGGUUAUAGGGCGGAGAUGGGUGGUGGUGGUGGUGGAACGUCGUCGUUUGUGGGCGGGUCUGGUGGGAUUUACUCUGCGAAUUCACCUACUUCGCCGUACUCGUCUUCGAGCUCUGGUUCGUGGGCUGGACAGAAGAGAGGUCGUGAAGAAGAGAGUGUGACUCAAUAUUCAUCAGAACAACAACUUCAUAGGGUUUAUAGAGGGUUUAUUAGUGAUUUCAGAGGUUCUCAUGGUGGAGAGUCAUCUUCUGUUACAACAACUGCAGAAGAACCUACAAAUAUUGUGACCGCUACCACUCCCACCACCAUCACCAUCACCGCCACGGCCACGGCCACCACACCACCAACUCCAACAACAGAAGCAGCAUCAAAUGAAGAGGGUGGAGAGAGAAGAAGAAGAUACAGAGGAGUGAGACAGAGACCAUGGGGAAAAUGGGCAGCAGAGAUAAGGGAUCCACACAAGGCAGCAAGGGUUUGGUUAGGUACAUUCGACACAGCCGAGGCUGCAGCUAGAGCCUAUGAUGAAGCAGCCCUGAGAUUCAGAGGAAACAGAGCCAAACUCAACUUCCCUGAAAAUGUCAGAUUACUACCACCUCCCCAACACCCUCCGGCGACCCAGUUGCCCAUUUCCAAUUCUCCGGCGACCCAUUUGGCGGCGCCGCCACCUCCACCACCGUUCUUCCAAACCCACCACCAAUUUCAGCCUAACAUUGCUAGGGACUAUUGGCAAUACUCUCAGCUACUACAGAGCACUGGUGAUUUGAAUUUUCAUGCACUACAACUACAACAACAACAACAACAACAACAACAACAACAAAACAGCUUGUUAGAUCAAAUGUUCUAUGCUUCAUCAUUAGCUGGUUUAGAUGCACAAACAUUGGUUUCUUCUUCACCUUCAUUUGCUUCUUCCUCAGUCACUUCAGCAACUUCCUCAUAUCCUCUGUUUUUUUCUGAUCAACAACAAUUGGGCUAUUUCCGGCCUCCCGGACCUCAAAAUCAAGGUGGUGGGUCAGAUUUUCCGGCACCGCCGUGGACUGGUUCCGGCCAGUACCCUCCCUCCUCCAGUUGAUUUCCAAUUUACAUUUAAAAGUUUAUUUUAUUUUUAUUUUUUAUUUUACAGGAAAACACAGUCAGGAUAUUUGAUUAUCUUGUUCUUGGUUCAUAGUUUUUAUACACUCUGUGUAUUUAGAUGGGAACAGUUAUUCAGUGUGACACUGACAUAGCAUUAUCACAAACUCAUCAUCACCUACCAUUGACUUUUCUAGAACCCACAUGACUCAUCACCAUCAUUGAUUUGCAAUGAUUUGUGGGUCCUAUGAAAAUCAAGUGAUGAAUUUGUGAGAAUUGCUGAAUAAUUUUUGGGUGUGUAGAUGUAGAUGUAAUUUUGGAUCCAUUAUUUGUUUUUAUCAAAAAGUGGUGUAAAGGAAUGUACCGAAUUAUUGUUGAAAGUUGUGAGGAAAGAACAAAACCGUACUUAGGUUUUAGGCUCAGUUCGAUGCUAAAGAUUUGAUGUUUACGUAAAUUAUCGAAGGAAAGUUGUAGAAACCAGGAAGGAGGUUGUUGUUAUGCUGCCUCUGUUCUUUAGCUUUACAGCCUAGAUAUAUUGAAAGUGGUAUAUUAUGAUGAUGUAAUCUCGUUUGUUUUAUGGGAUUUAGUUUCUCUC
Camellia sinensis is the source of this 2268-nucleotide messenger RNA. RefSeq lists its product as uncharacterized. Gene Ontology annotation, molecular function: DNA binding; DNA-binding transcription factor activity. Gene Ontology annotation, biological process: regulation of DNA-templated transcription; ethylene-activated signaling pathway. NCBI's taxonomy places the organism in Eukaryota, Viridiplantae, Streptophyta, Magnoliopsida, Ericales, Theaceae. The record is from RefSeq and is a predicted model, not a curated record.